Molecule: messenger RNA, 2554 nt
Organism: Aricia agestis (brown argus)
Lineage: Eukaryota; Metazoa; Arthropoda; Insecta; Lepidoptera; Lycaenidae
Gene: DAT
Product: sodium-dependent dopamine transporter
Exons: 13
Coding region: 67-1878 (603 amino acids)
Biological process (GO): sodium ion transmembrane transport; dopamine uptake involved in synaptic transmission
Cellular component (GO): presynaptic membrane; neuronal cell body membrane; neuron projection
Molecular function (GO): dopamine:sodium symporter activity
Source: RefSeq, a predicted model, not a curated record
CGCCGCGGCGCGCGGUCAUGGCGCGAGAGCUGCGCCCGCCGAGCCGCACGUGGUGGUGUGGGUAAGAUGUGCAAGUCGGCGGUGCCGGGCGGGGAGCGGGAGACGUGGGGGAAGAAGGUGGACUUCCUGCUCAGCGUCAUCGGCUUCGCGGUGGACCUCGCCAACGUGUGGCGCUUCCCAUACCUAUGCUACAAGAAUGGCGGCGGCGCGUUCCUGGUGCCGUACUGCAUCAUGCUGGUGGUGGGCGGCAUCCCGCUGUUCUACAUGGAGCUGGCGCUGGGCCAGUUCCACCGGAAGGGCGCCAUCACCUGCUGGGGGAGGCUGGUGCCGCUUUUCAAGGGUAUCGGGUACGCGGUGGUGCUAAUAGCGUUCUACGUGGACUUCUACUACAACGUGAUAAUCGCGUGGGCGCUGCGGUUCUUCUUCGCAUCGUUCACCACCAUGCUGCCGUGGACCAACUGUAACAACGAGUGGAACACGCCGUUAUGCCAGCCGUUCGAAGCCAACUGGGAGGCUAUCCGCAUGAACCGGACUGCCCGCAACAUGACCGUCGCCACCCCCCGGCCCCACUACACUUCCGCCGCUGCUGAAUACUUCAAUCGGGAAAUCCUAGAGCUCCAAGGCAGCUCGGGUCUGCACGACCUGGGCGCGAUCAAGUGGGACAUGGCGCUGUGCCUGUUCGCCGUCUACGUCAUCUGCUACUUCUCGCUAUGGAAAGGCAUUAGCACCUCGGGCAAGGUGGUGUGGUUCACGGCGCUGUUCCCGUACGCGGUUCUGCUGAUACUCCUGGUGCGCGGCAUCACUCUACCGGGCUCGGCUACCGGCAUACAGUACUAUCUCAGCCCGAACUUCGAAGCUAUAACACAACCUCAGGUUUGGGUUGACGCAGCGACGCAAGUUUUCUUCUCAUUGGGCCCUGGUUUUGGAGUUCUACUGGCAUACGCUUCGUACAACAAAUACCAUAACAACGUUUACAAGGACGCGAUCCUGACGAGCGUGAUUAACUCGUGUACAUCGUUCGUGGCGGGUUUCGUCAUCUUCAGCGUGCUGGGCUACAUGGCGCACGCCUCGGGGAAGGAUGUCCAGGACGUGGCGACGGAGGGACCAGGUCUAGUGUUCGUUGUGUACCCAGCUGCCAUAGCUACUAUGCCAGGAUCUACAUUUUGGGCGCUGAUAUUCUUCAUGAUGCUUCUGACUCUGGGUUUGGAUAGCUCUUUCGGCGGCUCCGAGGCCAUAAUCACCGCUCUCAGCGACGAGUACCCGCCGAUCGGGCGACACCGCGAGAUAUUCGUGGCCUGUCUCUUCACCCUCUACUUCUUCGUCGGACUCACCUCAUGCACGAAGGGCGGCUUCUACUUCUUCCAGCUGCUGGACAGAUACGCUGCAGGGUAUUCUAUGCUGGUGGCCGUGUUCUUCGAAGCGAUUGCGGUUUCUUGGAUUUAUGGCACAGAACGAUUCUGCGAGGACAUCCGCGAUAUGAUCGGCUUUCGGCCUGGCCUCUACUGGCGCAUCUGUUGGCGCUUCGUGGCCCCCGCCUUCCUCCUGUUCAUCACAGUAUACGGGCUCCUGGACUAUGCCCCGCUCCAGUACGAGGACUAUGUCUACCCGGGCUGGGCUAACGCGCUGGGCUGGUGCAUCGCUGGAUCCAGUGUUAUUUGUAUCCCGACGGUCGCUAUAUACAAGAUACUGACGACUAAGGGUACCUUCUUUGAGCGUCUCACCAUCCUAACAACCCCCUACGCGGACACACAGCGGAGCGCCGUCAACGGAGUUGUUGUCUCGGAGAGCGGCGGCGUGCGACUGGCGUCCGCCGCGCCCUCCCCGGCCACGCCCCCCACCACGCCCCCCUCGCACCCCCCACACCCUGCCCUCGUCUGAGCUCAGCUCUCCUUCGACGUGUACUACGUCUAGAGUGUUCUGGAACUAUAGUGUGUUGUGGCAUUUAAGAUCUACUUCUCGCGAUAUAGACAACAUGCAUUCAAUAAUAUUGGCAGCAAAGUUACAAUAUAAAUGCAUAUAGAAUCACUCAAAACACUUAUAUUAUCAAAGCAAAAGUUUGUGAGUGUGUAUGAUUCCUAAUUUUACACAUCUUAAGGGCUAAAUCGAUUUUAAUAAAGUUUCCUAUGGAAUUAGUUGAAACCCUGGAUUAACAAUAUGCUACGUUUUACUUCAGUAAAAUAUUACAUUUUUAUAAUAAUAAACAGCGAAUAACACAGCGGGGCACCGCUAGUUUAUGAUGAAUGGUGAUGAUGAAUAAAUGAUCGCAAAUGCCAUAUAACCACUAUAUAACUCUAAAAAGCCAUCACGAGCGCGAUGUCUUUGCGGGGAAAUAAUAUUAUGUUAAAUCCCAUACAAAUAGUAUGAUCUUGAUUUCUGCUGUCGAAAUCAUUGAAUGCAAGUUGGCUAUUGCAUAAAUUGAGUAUCCUACUAAGAGAGCAUGACUUUUUAUGAGUUUCAAUGGAAAUUUCAGAUGAUGUAAUUAUAUCGAUUCUUGAGGACUGCGGGGCUAAUAUGGUCGCUUUGGAGAAUCAUAAUAUGAUUCAUUUUUUUUAUU